CUUCUUGUACAUAAUGUUAACAUCACAUAGCUCUAUCAUCAUUGUUCAUACCACUUUCAUCCCGUCGUUGUGUUACCGCAUUGCAGUCCCUCAGCUUACAGCCGCACGGCAUUUGCGCAUUUCACCUACACCUACACCUUUCUUUUGCACUCCCAGCCGAGAGCCUUACCAGAGAUCCUCCUCCAGUGUCUCAAACUGCUUGUUCAUGGCUUUCAACAGAAAGCGUAAAACAUCCUGAACUGACCUCGUUCCUUGCCAGCUACUCCUUGAAUCGAACAGCACUGCGUAAAUCGCUACCUCAAUGAAUCCUCACGAGUCUUACCAUGACCCGGUGUUGGAUGAUAUGAUCCUCCAAAACAAUACACGGACAAGAAACAAUGAUGGCGGGGAUCGUCGAAACAGCCUAGAAUUCUCGAGGCAGUCUCAAUCUGCCGACCAGACGGAUCUCAUGCAACCUCCACUCCCAGUAGCACCAGAAGUCCCUCGAGGACCGCCGAUAGCAUAUCGAGGCGGAGGAGGGGCAGAACCAGGCAUGCAUAGGUCUUUCUCGCAGAGGGCGAAAGGACGGCCAUUCCACAGAGAAGCCUUUGCCGAUGUGGAUGGGAUUUACCCAGAAGAUGAAAACAUCAAUCCCAAGCGGCGCUCAGUAUCAAAGGCCAAUCAGGAAGAUGUCGCGCCAGGAAUACCACGAAAGCCCCUUGCUACCGAUGGUCUGCGAUUAAAGACCACCGUCCUCAAUGGCAAUAGCCCUAUGGCCAUACCUCGGAGAGAGGCGCAGUCAGCACGAGAACCAUCCGCAGACCUUGCCAGGGUACUUCAAAAGCCUCGCCGGGUAUCAGAAACCCCACGACACAUUGAAGAACCAAUCUCAGCAGUGAGUAGAUCUAGUGCACUCCGCGACGAGGCUCAGCGACGUGACUGGGCUCCUGAUCGGUCUCCUCUUCAGAAAUUGGAGGUUACCCUCAACGACAUCAACAAGGAGGCCAAGCGCGCGAGGGUCCAAGAAGCGGAAAUGCUUAUGCAAGAACGCAAUGCCAGCAAAAUGGACAACGAGAUCAAAGCUUCCCGUGAGCAAUUACCCACACACAGGAGUGUUUCCAGUUCAAAACGUACUGCAUCUCGUCGCGAGCCUCCAAUUGAGGCAGAAGUGCCGACCUUGGAGGAUGCGGGAUUAGUGCGAAAUCUCAGCACGACUCACCGACAACGGCUACAGCACAGCACAACACUGGACAAUCAUCGGCCUGACAUCAGAACUCUGUCUGGCGAAGGUCCUUCUGGCUUUGACUACACUGUAUCAAGCCCCUUGCAGACAGGCUCCACGAGCAAAGCUCGCCGACAAAGCACCAAGUAUCGAAGCGAUGAUGUGGACACAAAUGAGUCACCAGAACUUGUGUCCAAGGUCCGCGCAGAGUUGGCCAGUGGACCUUCUCAAACAAUACAGUCGAGGAAACGACAAGAACCCCAAUCGACAGGUAGACAAUCAUCUCGGUCGGGUGGAAUUGACAGACAGCCUCGUGCACAAGAAACGCAAAACAGACGUCUUCCCCAGCGAGAAAGUUUGGUGGAGAGACAGAAUGCGUCUCACAAAGCAGCUUUGGAAAAACCGACAGGAGUCUCUGCGCCCAAUGCUCUUGCGAGAGACGGAUCACGAAAACUUCAAAAGCCUCGACCAACAUCCUUCGACCCAGCAAUACCAUCUGACCCUCAACCAAGUCGGAUUCCGGUGCCAACAACGGUAUCCGCGAGCAGAACUAAGAAGUCUGAGAACCUUGAUCUGACGCCACGGACGGCUAUCUCGAACUCACCCGCCGGUCAACGCCAUCUUCCACAUACACCUCCUCCAGCAAUUCGAGGCCUUCAGCCCUCCCCACAUCCUAGCAGCCCACGUUCGCCACCAGAAAAGGUUGCCGAUGCUAUACGUCAACGACAGCGCAAGUCCAGCGUUUCUUUCAAGGAGCCUAUGAAUCGGCGUCCGGUCGAUGAAUGGAAAGAGGCUGGAAUAGCAAGACUCACUGCCGAACAUUUCUCUACGGAAGCUGCUGCUCCACUCGAUAAAGGCAAAGCUUGGUGGGAACAGCCUGCUACGGGGUCCGGGCGACGCCGGAGUCGAUCGACGUCAGUAUCGCAUCAAGCAGGCCAGGAAGUGCCCAUCGAUGACAAGACUGCGGAGUUCAAGCCCAGACUUUACCUACGAUGCGGUCCCUUGCUUCGGUAUACAGGCAUAAAGAAGGUCAAGGUUGAGAAGGGGAUAGAUCGUGAAGUAUGGCGAGGGAGCGUUUUAAUUGUAACGCAAGAUUCACACUCUUCGUAUGAGGAGCCGCCAACAUUACGCCUCUUUUGUCAGCCUCAGAAACUGCUGCCGCCUCCUCCUCAUGAAGUGGGAGAAAAUGGUUUAAGGCCAGAAUAUAUUGAUCCUGUGGCUGGCUUGACAAAGCUUUCUAGGACUGGCCGCGCAUUGUAUGUUCGUCCGAUUGAUCACCUCGAAGAAGGUAAAGAUCUAUCUCAACUUGAAAACGAUGAUGGCCUCUUCGAAAGCUCACCCAGUCCCACCGACCUUAAUGGUUAUCACAAUACGCCGAUUAACCGGAGAACCUCUGAUACAGAUGGCGAACGGCUCGGCAGAUAUUCCGAAGUCAAAGGCGCGAGAUUGUAUGCUGAUCCCGACCGAGACGUAACGUUCUGGCGUUUCAACAUUGAAAUCGAACUUAUGGAGCAACAACAACACAUCGCCUAUCGGAUCAAUCGAGGCGCUUCUGCUGGCUUCUGGGUGCCAGCCCAAGGACAGACGAUGAAUAUCAUGUUCCACAGCUGCAAUGGAUUCAGCCUCUCAGUGAAUCCAAAUAAUUUCAGUGGGCCUGAUCCAUUGUGGAGGGACGUCCUGAAUACUCACGAGACACGCCCUUUCCAUGUCAUGAUUGGUGGCGGUGAUCAAAUCUAUAAUGAUCGAGUCAUGAUUGAGACUCAACACUUUGGCGAGUGGACUAGGAUGCGGAACCCUGCGCACAAGCACAGCGCCCCUUUCACGCACGAGAUGAAAGAAGAACUUGAGACCUUUUACCUCAAUCGAUAUUCCAUGUGGUUUUCUCAGGGUCUCUUUGGGAUGGCAGCCAGUCAAAUUCCAAUGGUGAACAUUUGGGACGACCACGACAUUAUUGAUGGUUUCGGUUCAUAUCCACAUCAUUUCAUGGAAACCCCUGUGUUCUCGGGCAUAGGUAAUAUUGCUUUCAAAUACUACAUGCUUUUCCAACACCAAAGCGUCCCAGAAGAAACAACGGUUCAUGAGCCAAGCUGGGUACUCGGGAGAGAGCCUGGACCAUACAUCAAGCAGGUCAGCAGAAGCGUCUUCAUGCAAUUGGGUAAGCACGUUGCAUUUCUCGGCGUAGACUGCCGCACCGAACGCAUGCGUCAUGAAGUUCUCAGCGUUGAUACCCUUGAUAUCAUCCUCGAGCGAUGCAGAAAAGAACUGAUCGAGGGCGAGACCAAGCAUUUGCUCAUUCUGUUAGGAGUGCCAAUCGCCUACCCACGCUUAGUCUGGUUGGAAAACGUUCUGACAAGUCGUCUCAUGGACCCCGUGAAAGCUUUGGGCAGAGCAGGGGUCUUGAAAGGUGGUUUCCUGAACAAGUUUGACGGUGGCGUGGAGAUCUUGGAUGAUCUGGAUGACCACUGGACCGCCAAAAGCCACAAGCGCGAACGGAACGACUUUAUCAAAGACCUACAAGACCUCGCAGCAGAGAAAUCGUGUCGAAUCACCAUUCUAAGUGGAGAUGUUCAUCUCGCAGCUGUCGGUCAAUUCCAUUCCAAUCCCAAGCUCAAGAUACCGAAAGACAGAGAUCACCGAUACAUGCCGAACAUCAUAUCAUCAGCUAUUGUGAACACACCACCGUCGGAUAUGCUGGCGGACAUCCUGAAUAAACGCAACAAGACUCAUCACCUGGAUAUGUAUACUGACGAAAACAUGAUUCCAAUGUUUACACAUGAUGUCGAUUACAAGAAGCGAAACAACACACACCUUCUACCACGCCGUAAUUGGUGCUCCAUCCAAGAAUAUAUCCCUGGGUCGACGCCUCCGCCAUCACCUACCGAAAGCCCGGUCAUGUCAGAGGAUGAGGACGUGGAUGAGGCGCAAGGCACCCUGGAGGCACGCCCUCGACGUUUCUCUUUCAGUAAAGAAGAUGUCAACCCUAGAGCUUUACUCCGUCGACUGAGCUCUCGACGAGCGCCGCCCACCUCAUACCGUGACGCGAUGUAUGAGCAGGAGGGCUCUGCAUCGCAUGAUGGCACAAUCCGGCAAAAUGGACGUUCUGUCUCCCAGGAUAGGACUACAUCUGGUUCGAGGCAAUCAUCCGGCGACUUCCAAGCUACAGCUCGACCACGUGCGUCGUCCUUUGAUCAAUCCUCAUCUGGUGUUCGAGCACGCCCAAAUACAUUCCAACGUCGGCCGACAAAUCUAUCGGAAAAGGCCGCCAGGAAGGGAAACAUUCCUGCUGUUGAUGCCGAAGGCAAUGAGAUCGAUGUCAACGACCACAUCAACUUGGAAGGGGGUCUUGAUAUUGUGCUCAAUGUUGAAGUUAGCCAAAAGCAACCCGCUGGAAUAACGAUACCUUAUCGACUUCUUGUUCCAGCUCUUUGGUAUGAUGGUAGCUCUGACCGCGAAAAGCUUGAUGAGACUGUUGGUGUACAAAGGAAGCCUACCCUUCUCAAUAGAUUUGGGCUGGCUGGGCGACGGCCCAGCAGAGCUUCACACGGUCCAGAAGGCAGCUGGGGCCAGGUACAAAGUGAUGACGAAAGCUUUACUGAUGAAGAGGUCUAUCCUAAGACGGCGACUCCGCGCCGAAGAUUUAGCCUGUUUGGCAGUCGCAAGCAGCAAAAGACGGAUGAGUUUCUUAGUGACGAAGAGUCGGAUCAUGAGAUGCAGUCAGGCGCGGUUCCAGCAACUCAACAAAUGCAGCCUUGGCAGCAGUCAGGCGGCAAUCCUCAAUCUUCACAGCCUUAUCGCGCCACUACAAGCCAUGACAUUCUUUAUGAUACAGAGAGCCGACCACCUCCGAACCAUAGUCUAGAACCCAGCAAGCAUCCCAGCACACGACGCUCUCUGACCAUCGGAUCGGCCUCGAACAAUCGUCCAAUGAUGCAGGUCCCCAGGACUGUAAGUGAUUCGCAUUCCUCCCCAGCGCCACCAUCCAGCUUCAAUACCGGCCAGCCUCCCGUUUCAGGUGGAUCUGGAGAGUUUCCGAUGCGUCGUCUCAGAAAACAAGAGCGCGUUCUCGGUAUCUCGCCAUCAGACCCCCAGCCUCAUGAUCCGCCUAAUAAGUUGAGAGGUAAUGGCAUCAUUGGCAAGGAGUAUCUCGAUGAUCCGAGCAGAGGGUAUGGCAGCAAUGAAGCUUACCAGGAUCCAAGACCUAGGAGGACUUUUAGUCUGAAAAAGGCUAGGAACUGGUUAGACGGUAGACCAAGAGAUGAUUUUGAUUGAUCGAUCUGCUUGAGCGAUCAAAACAACGGCGAAACCAGAUGCUACACUACGAUUAUUAUUCAUUUCUCAGCAUGCUCUUUUCACGAAGAUAUGAGCAACGGCCUCGGAAUUUCAGACCUACGACUUGGAUUGAGCCAUUUCGGUCACAUUCCAUGGUUCUUUUCUUUUCUUUGGUUAAAAUAUUCUCGUUCUUGGAAUCGAAGAUUUCGAAUCUAUGGUGACCGGUGCUUCAUUUGAGUUCCCCUUCACCAACGAUCUAUAUUUGAUGGUCAAUAUCAUCUUGGGGAUACGUUCUCGAGGACAUUCAGGACACCUUUGUUCCGGGAAGAUAACAUUUUGUACGAAAUUAAUUAAUGACUUUGAUCAUCUUAUAUUGCGUCUGU
Molecule: messenger RNA, 5853 nt
Organism: Exophiala oligosperma
Lineage: Eukaryota; Fungi; Ascomycota; Eurotiomycetes; Chaetothyriales; Herpotrichiellaceae
Exons: 1
Coding region: 302-5470 (1722 amino acids)
Cellular component (GO): membrane
Source: RefSeq, a predicted model, not a curated record